Haliotis rubra (blacklip abalone) is the source of this 813-nucleotide messenger RNA. Its product is annotated as chitin biosynthesis protein CHS5-like. The coding region runs from base 1 to 813 and encodes 270 amino acids. Lineage: Eukaryota; Metazoa; Mollusca; Gastropoda; Lepetellida; Haliotidae. The record is from RefSeq and is a predicted model, not a curated record. The transcript is spliced from 3 exons.
AUGGAUCAGGAAGUGACUCUGACCCUAGAGGAGGAAACACUGACACAAGUCACCAAUAAGAAGAACCCUAAAAGAGUCACCGCCGGUAGAAAAGGUGGUUUGGCUAAGCACCACAUGAUGGAUCGAGACAACAAACCAGUGGAUCGAGACAAUAAACCAGUGGAUCCAGGCAACAAAGCAGUGGAUCUAGACAACAAGCCAGUGGAUCGACACAACAAAGCAGUGGAUCCAGGUAACAAACAAGUGGAUAUAGGAAACAAACCAGUGGAUCGAGACAACAAAGCAGUGGAUCCAGGCAACAAAGCAGUGGAUCCAGACAAGAAACCAGUGGAUCCAGGCAACAAACCAGUGGUUCGACACAACAAACCAGUGGAUCCAGGCAACAAACCAGUGGAUCGAGACAACAAACCAGUGGAUCCAGGCAAGAAACCAGUGGAUCUAGGCAACAAACCAGUGGAUCGAGACAACAAAGCAGUGGAUCCAGGCAACAAAGCAGUGGAUCCAGGCAACAAACCAGUGGAUCCAGACAACAAACAAGUGGAUCCAGGCAACAAACCAAUGGAUCGAGACAACAAAGCAGUGGAUCCAGGCAACAAACAAGUGGAUCCAGGCAACAAACCAGUGGACCCAGGCAACAAACUAGUGGACCCAGGCAAGACACCAGUAGAUCCAGGCAACAAACAAGUGGAUCCAGGCAACAAAGCAGUGGAUCCAGGCAAGAAACCAGUGGAUCCAGGCAAUAAACCAGUGGAUCGACACAACAAACCAGUGGAUCCAGGCAACAACCCAGUGGAUCCAGGCAAAAACAAGUGA